CUUCUUUCAGCGUUUAUCAGUUUAGUCGCGCAAAUUUCACAAAAUUGUCACCUAUACACGUGUUAGUCCAGCCCUUAAAAAUCUUGCUUAGGUGACUAUUAAUUGAAUGGGGCUAUUAAAAAAUUAAUUGUGGACGUAGUGAUUUUUGAAACAAAUGUCUUGUAAUUGUACUACACCUCGUGGAAUCGAGGUAAAAAAUUCCGACACACAAUCAGAGGUGUCCGAAAGCGGCACGGCCACUUCUGGUUUCAAUUCAAAUUGGGGCUCAAGAGAAGAAUUGAGGGACUUUGUCGCCAAACACGGAGUAAAGGACAUCUCGGAUUUGUACCAGGACCGGUUCAGAGUCGACCGAAAAAAACUGGAGCAAAUGCUUAGUGGGGAUAACGAUGCACUGAUCCCCGCUGACGUCUUCUUCGAGAAAAUCAUGGAAGACACUGACACUUAUAUAACAUGGCCCAACAAACUCAAAUUGGGGGCGAAAUCGAAAAAGGAUCCUCAUGUGCGGAUCGCCGGGAGGGAAGAAGACGUCAAAGCAGCGAAAGAGAGGAUCAUGACGGUUUUGUACACGAGAUGCAAUCGUGUAACUAUGAAAAUGGACAUCAGUUACACGGACCAUUCGCAUAUUAUCGGGCGAGGGGGGCUGAGUAUCAAACGAGUCAUGGAGGAGACUCAAUGCCAUGUGCAUUUCCCCGAUUCAAAUCGCUCGAAUCCGAUGGAGAAAAGCAACCAAGUUUCGAUUUCGGGCGAUUUGCAAGGGGUUGAAACUGCGAGGAGUCGUGUUAGGGAGUUAAUACCGCUGAUUUUUGGCUUUGAGCCGCCAAUUAUGGCCCAAAAUAUCGAUAAUACGUGUCCUUACGUAAUCAAAAUUCAGGAACAAUACAAGGUGCAAGUCAUGUUCAAAACUAGGUCGAAACUGCAUGCUACUAUAGUACUAGUCAAGGGAGUCGAAUGGGAGGUGGAGCAGGUGAAACAGGCUACGAUUUUGCUCAUGGAAUACAUGUGCGAGAAUUUGACGAACCAAAUUGCGGUUCAAAUGACCAUACAAAUUUCGCCUCAACAUCACCAAAUCGUCUUGGGCAAAAAUCAUUCGAAUUUAAAGGCAAUCAUGCACUACACCAAGUGUCAAAUUAUGUUCCCUGAUGCUCAAGACCAAAAUAUCCCUAGUUUGAAGAGAAGUAAUGUUAAUAUUUCGGGAAAUAUCCACAAUGUUUACACCGCGCGUCAAUUGUUAAUUGGAAGUUUGCCACUUUUGAUUAUUUUCGAUCUUCCUGAAGAUAUAACAAUUGUAAAAGUUCGGUCGGAACAAAUCGAAGAUAUUCAAAAUACUUGUGACGUCACAAUUACCAUAAGACAAAAGUCAAAACAGAUGGUUAAAGCUUGUAUUAUUAAAGGCAUCGAACGACAUGCUACAAAUAUAUACAGGGCGCGUAAUUUAAUUCUUGGGAUUGCCGAAUCACCAAUCGAGGCUGUUAUUCCUCGUCUUUACCAUAUCCCAAACCCUCCUCCCUAUUCGCCCAAUGAAGACCUAUUGACCACUCCUACUAAUCUAAACCCGCCCUCUUUAUCACCUCAAUUCCCUCCAAUAUUCACAUGGCACUACUCUGACCAAACUUCGCCCUUUGAGAUGAUCCAAACACAACCACAUGUUUUGUCCAACAAGAUGCAACAAUCGUCCAAUAGCAGCGGUUUUCAAUCAUUUGAACAAAUGAAAGCUGAUAUUAGUCUUUUGUCUAGUAUUUCCAGUAAUAGUAGUAACUACAGCCCACCUAGUGACCCUCCCACCACUUCUGAUUACCAAUCAAUGAAUGAGAAGAAAUCAGGGAGUUUUGAUUAUGACAGCAAACGUUUGGCUGGUUUCAAAGCAAUGCAAGGGAGGCCAAAUCCGGACAAUUAUCGAGUCCCCACUACCAUGUGGGCAGGGUAUGGGAUAAGUCACACAAGUCCUGCAGGAAUGUUGAAGAAAGAAGAAGAUGUGUGGAAAUCGUCCGAAGUGUAUCCUUCAACGUCGGGACUUCACAACACUAGUAAUAUUCUUGACCACACCCCCACCCACUUUAUAAAUCGUGUUGCUAACACCACGUGGUCCGAUUUGCCUUCACUUCUCAGUGCCUUGGGUUUGGACCGUUAUAUCAGUCUUUUUGUUCGACAUGAAGUCGAUUUGUUAACUUUUGCGACUCUAUCCGAUACAGAUUUGAUGACAAUCGGAGUGACAGCUUUCGGGAGUCGUCGCAAAAUGCUAUUGGCUAUUUCGGAAUUAAACAAAAGAACGUGCACGUUUUCGGUCGCUCCAGGGGCUGAACGCAAAAGCUCCUCGUCGAAUUCGCCCCCCAAUCAUGACAAUAGUCCCCGCGAAAAUUGGUAAUUAGGGAGUAGUACCAAAAUAUGAUUGAUUUUUGUGACUUUUCUUCUUUGUUUUAAUGUUGUGUUGUUGGAGAUUUUUUGGAAAAUGAUUGGUGAUUGUUGUUAAAAUUCCCGUAAAUUAUUACUUAAAAAUCCGGCAUGUGGGGGUUUUAUGUGUGCGUUUUGUAAUUAAGCCGAUCAAUUGUGAUAUUUUAUGAGUAUUGCUCAGCGAAAAUCUUCACCAUAUUUAUAUAGUUUUAACACAUGUAAUUUUAAGGAUAGAUUUUGUAAGCAAAAGUUUUAAUUUGCUUCUUUUGAUUAUUUGAUUCAAUUAUUAUACGUUUUAUGAAAUAAAUUAAAACUUUUGUACCCUUGUGAUGUAAUCGUUAUUAUACCAUUUGUAAUUUAUUAUUAUUUAUAAAAAACUACCAUUAUUAUUGAUACUUAAAGCAAUUAUUACAAAUUUAUACCACA
Molecule: messenger RNA, 2814 nt
Organism: Tribolium madens (black flour beetle)
Lineage: Eukaryota; Metazoa; Arthropoda; Insecta; Coleoptera; Tenebrionidae
Gene: BicC
Product: protein bicaudal C homolog 1-B
Exons: 6
Coding region: 155-2362 (735 amino acids)
Cellular component (GO): cytoplasm
Molecular function (GO): RNA binding; protein binding
Source: RefSeq, a predicted model, not a curated record